AUGCCCGGUUCUAUUAUCGCUAUUCGUGUCGCCCAAGCCAUAGGCUUUACAGGCGCUGCUUGGCUCUCUGGAAAUAUUGCUGCUUUGAGCGCAAAUGCGGCGCCUGCUAUCGCAAAAUCCGUUCGGGAGGAUAGCAUCUCGCCAAAGGUAGCUUGCAAACAGUGGAGGGACAUGUACGAGGCCGGCAAGACUCAAAAUCCUCCAGUUGCCGCCAUCACAGCAAGUUCAUUCGCAUACGUUGCGUGGUCAGCUCGACAGAGUCCUUCCAUCUUUGCAUCUGCCAGGUACGGUGGUGCUGGCAUAUAUGCAGUUGCUGCCGUCUUGACGUUGAGCAUUGUUCCGUACACGAUCGCGACGAUGAGUGGAACGAACGACAAAUUGCUUGGACUUGCCGGAAGCAAGGCGGACCUCUCGAUCAGUCGUGCGGAGGUGGAAAAUUUACUUUCCCAAUGGACCCAGCUAAAUUGGGUAAGAAGCUUGCUCCCACUUGCUGGUAGUUUUGUUGGUAUUGCUGCUGCACUACUGUAA
Messenger RNA from Talaromyces amestolkiae, 528 nucleotides. RefSeq lists its product as uncharacterized. The transcript has 2 exons. NCBI's taxonomy places the organism in Eukaryota, Fungi, Ascomycota, Eurotiomycetes, Eurotiales, Trichocomaceae. The record is from RefSeq and is a predicted model, not a curated record. Bases 1 to 528 code for a protein of 175 amino acids.